Molecule: messenger RNA, 6835 nt
Organism: Gadus macrocephalus (Pacific cod)
Lineage: Eukaryota; Metazoa; Chordata; Actinopteri; Gadiformes; Gadidae
Gene: ghra
Product: growth hormone receptor a
Biological process (GO): cytokine-mediated signaling pathway
Cellular component (GO): external side of plasma membrane
Molecular function (GO): cytokine receptor activity; protein binding
Source: RefSeq, a predicted model, not a curated record
GCACCCCCUCCCCCCACCACCCCCUGAAUUAGUGUGUCCGUCGAUUCCCAAAGUAGAAGAUCAAGAGAGAGAGCUGCUGAAUCUAACUUAGCCUACUUAACAACCCGUUGCAAUAACAGGGGGUUUCGAGGUACGAUACUGUCACAUUGGGACCUUUUCUCCUUCCCAGCAAAAGGUGGUGGUUCCAUGCGGAGUGAACGGGCAACAGACGGGACGACUUUUCUCGGUCGUCGCUGGAGAUAAAUGAACAAGUUUUGAAAGUCGACUGGCGCUGCUGUCGUUGUUUUUCUGCUAGCAUCUCCGCGAAUCAUGUGGUCCUCCCCCCUGUGUACCCUCCUCCUCACCGCCUCCCUCGGUUGGCUGUCAGCUUUCCUGAUGGACGACGAUCACAUGACAUCGUCAGCUCCGUCCAGCCCCCACUUCACAGCGUGUGUUUCCAGGGACCAGGCCACCUUCCGCUGCUGGUGGAGCGAGGGCAGCUUCCACAACCUCUCCCAGCCUGGGGCCCUCAGGGUCUUCUACCGCUACAAGAAAAAUUCUCCUUGGAAAGAGUGUCAGUACAUCCACUCCAACAAGGAAUGCUUCUUCGACAGCAACCACACCACCAUCUGGGCCUCAUGCUGCGUCCAGCUGCGUUCCCGCGACAACGUCACUUACUUCAACACGGAGCACUGCUUCUCCGUGGAGAACAUCGUCCGUCCCGAUCCCCCGGUGGCGGUGAACUGGACCCUGCUGGGCGUGAGUCCGUACGGGCUGCACUAUGACGUCAUCGUCACCUGGGACCCCCCGGCCUCCGCAGACGUGAGCAUGGGCUGGAUGAGUCUGGCCUACGAGGUCCAGUACAGGAGGUGGAACAGCAGCGAGUGGACCGUGGUGGAGGUGCAGGGGGGCACUCAGCAGACCCUCUACGGCCUGAACGUUGAGGAGGAGUAUGAGGUGCAUAUCCGCAGCAGGAUGAAGGCCUUCACCAAGUUCGGCGGCUACAGCGACUCCAUCUUCAUCCAGCUCGCAAACUAUCCUGGCAGGGAGAGCAUCUUUCCUGUUGCGCUGGUGCUGGGGAUCCUGGCAGUGGUCAUCCUCCUCAUGCUGCUUCUCUUUUCUCAGCAACAAAGAUUAACUUUGCUGCUGUUACCCCCCGUGCCCACACCUAAGAUUAAAGGGAUAGAUUCAGAAAUGCUCAAGAAGGGGAAGUUCGAGGAGCUGAACUUCAUCCUGAGCGGCGGGGGCAUGGGCAGCUCCUGCACCCCCCUCUUCUACCAGGAUGAGCCACUGGUGGACUGCAUCGAGUUGGACCCCCUGGACCCCGCCGACGCUGGUGACAAGGGUGGCCAGAGCUCGGAAGCCCAGCGGCUCAUUGGGGGCCGUCAAGCGUCGGGCCGGCCCACAGUCGGGGGCCUCAGCCACACCCUCAGCUUCUGUGAUGAGGAUGACGACAGCGUGGUGGGCGACCCCCCCGACCAGGAUGCUCUCUGGACGCUGCUGACCACCCCCAGCCCCAGCCCCACCUCAGCCCUGCUGCUGCCCGGCCAGCCUGAGCUGAAGCAAGGGUUCCCGGGGGGCAGGGAUCCAGACCCGAGCCUGGCCCACGAUGGAGCCCCGCGGCCCCAGGCCUGGCUCAACACCGACUUCUACGCCCAGGUCAGCGACGUGAUGCCCUCCGGGGGCGUGGUCCUGUCUCCCGGCCAGCAGCUGAGAGCCCAGGAGUCCACCGCCGCACGGGAGGGGCAGAAGGAGAAGGAGGAGGAGGAGGCAAAGAAGAAGAAGUUGGGAGCGCAGAUCGAAGGCGAGGGGAAAGAUCCAGUGGGAGACAAGGAGCCAGAGCAGCAGUUCCAGCUGGUGGUGAUGGCGGCGGAUCCCGUCGGCGACGGUUACACCACAGACGCCAUGAACUGGCAGACGGGCGUCGUCAACGGCUACCACACUCUCCCCGCCGAGCGCGUGGGAGACGUCACUGCGCCCAGUGUGGCCGUGAAGUCGGCGGAGGACUACCAGCCCUCCUACAUCCUCCCCGACGCCUCCCCCCCCCCAGCCCGCUAUCUCCCGCCAGUCUCGGACUACACCAUAGUGCAGGAGGUGGACUACCAGCACAGCUUGAUCCUCAACCCACCACCCCCCCAGCCCCCUGCACAUCAGUGCCUGCCCCAGCACCCACUCAAACCCCUGACCCCCAUGCCGGUGGGGUACAUCACCCCGGACCUGCUGGGAAGCAUUACACCCUGAGGAGAUAAUUGAUUGAUCCCUUAAAGCGCAACACCCCGCCUGGAAUAAUCCUCUUGUCACACAGAUACACACACACACACGCGCACACAAACAAACAGACAAACAUAGACACACACACACACACACACACAAACACACGCACAAACACACACACACACACACGCACACACACACACACACACACACACACACACACACACACACACACACACACACACACACACAUGCAUACACACACAUACAACCUGCUGGAAUCCAAAUGACUCAAUGUAUUGAUUGAGAUAUGAUGCAGUUGUUUGUGUUCAAUGUGUUGUUUGAGGUUUCUCAAAGGGAAGCUUGGAAAGCUGCGAAUAACAGUGCAAGGGUCAAGGUUCGAUGUGCAGAGCAUUGUUUUUUUGGGGAAAAGACUAUUGUUUUUCACCCUAUAUUUGCAUCACAGACUCCUGGACAUAUAAUGUCUCUAUUCAACACUAGGUUUUCUGCCGCGAAACAGGAAAGUUGUGUUGUUGGAGGAAUGAGGAUCAUUUGGAUCCUUUUUGUCUUUGAAUUGCAAGAUCAUUCGCAUGAAUGGAAAAUGAUAAGCUAAGCAGAAUUUUUAAUAACAAGGCAAGUUUGUUAACGCAUAGAAAAAUAAUGCAGAAUCAUUUAAAACGGAAAUAAUAUAUUUCUCAAAACAAAAGUACCUUGCUUACUUAAAGGUUGUUGGCCAUGAAGCUGUGGUCAUAGUAGAGAGGAAGCUAUUCAAUGUGAGAUUUAAAAGAAAAGAUCCCCUUUGUGGUUAAUAGAUAAACAGAUGAGUAGCUGAUAUUAUGACAGUCGAAAGCAGCAACAGCUCGAUGUGUUUGGCUGACAAUAUUUCGCCGGAAUUUAUCCUCUGUUCUAAAGCUGCAGCAAAUAACAUUUUAGCUCCUAUUCUUAUUCAGCAAAUGAAAGGAAAAUUCACCCGAUUUUUGCUUCGUGAAUAUUGUUCUAUCUUUGUUUAGGUGUUUGUUAGCAUAAGCAUAACUGAUGAGGGACAGAAAUAUAGACAUACAUAUAUAUAUACAUAUAUAUAUUUUUUCUAUAAAGUUUUAUCUUGUGAUGUGUUUUUCUUGUCACUAGAAACUGCAAUGUAUUGGCCUGCAUUUAUGCUGUUGCAGCUUCAGAAAGCUGAGCGACAUCAUCCUUGGGCCCUGUUGCUGCCUGCAUGGGUCGUGGGCUUUCCCCCUCUGCCCCCAAAUACAAUACACAAACUGAGGCUUAUUAGAGGCUUUCUAUUGUUGAAAUGGUAUGAAUCGACAGAGAGAGUGAGAGACGAUGGAUGGAUGAUUGUUACAUUGACGGUUGAUGGAUGGAUGGAUGGAUGGAUGGAUGGAUGGAUGGAUGGAUGGAUGGAUGGAUGGAUGGAUGGAUGAAUUGGUUGAGGAUGGACGCUUGAUAUGUGACGGAUGGAUGAUGGCAAUUAAGCUCUUUUGAAUCAAAUUGAACUGAUGGAGGAUAGAGGAUGGAUUGAGGUAUCAAUAGGAAGAAGAAAGGUGAAUGCAGCGUGCAUAUGUCACCUUGAGCUGUUGUUGAGCGUCAGAUGUUUUAUACCUUCAGGCAGCCAUGCUUCACUAUUUCAGCUACCUUUAUGAAGCACGUAUUCUUAAUUUGGAUAUUCUUUGUAGAAGUAUGGAUGAUUUAGAACAGGGUUUGGGGUCACGAUCCGAGGCAUGUCCAAAAUUACAGAAUUCGAUUUGUUUUUUCAAACCCCUGUGCCUAGAACAGUGUUAUAUAACUGUGGUACGGUUUGUUUGUGUUUCGUGUGCACGGACAGAAGCACAUUGGCAUUUAGGGUUGUAGGGUAGGCAUGAAUUCUCAAUUGAGAAGCCGAGCACAGGUUGUCUUUUCUCCGCCAAAAAGGUGUGAACUCUCACACACACACACACACACACACACACACACACACACACACACACACACACACACACACACACACACACACACACACACACACACACACACACACACAGCAUGCUAAUUAUCCAAAUACAAAUUCAGUAGAAACAUUGACAGAAAGGUGUUCUACUCACUAGUAGUGAGAAGUAUUGUGAGAAGCUGCUAUUCAUUAGUCCUCUGUUCACAGAGUAGCGCUGCCAAAUGGAAUGCACAUUGCCAUCACCUCACAUGAACUACGAAUGAAUGCCAGGAACUUUUUUUCCCUCAUAAUGGCGCAAUUCAGAAAGGCGGACAGACACUGCCUGUGAGCCAUACCCCUUUGGAUAGAGAAGUGCGUUUGUGUGCAUGUGUGAGUAAUAUGUGCGCAUGUCUGGCAAAAUGGACAAAAAUGUCAGAAUCAUGGUGAAGAGUUGGUCUAAUGGACACAGUUUUCAUCUGGUUGGGAGGAUUUUGCUCAGAGCGGUUUGCAACGCCCGCGCCAUCAUCCUCUUCAUCGAAGUACUCAUGUACUUGUGUUGUGUUACAGCGAAAUGUAUUAUAUUAGAAUGGCGUCCAAACAGCCUCAAAAUAGACAGGGCAAAGUGAUAAACAAAACCGAAUGCAUCGUAGGAAUGGGAAAUAGCCAGGCUCAGGACUCAUUUUGAAUGGCCACAUUAUGUGAGUGACACAUCUCGGUACAUCAGCCGAAUGGAACAAUCAUGGACAUACUUUUAAUGUGAAUGUGUCAUUCUCUUUCUUUCUUUCUUUCUUUCUUUCUUUCUUUCUUUCUUUCUUUCUUUCUUUCUCUCUCUCUCUUUCUCUCUCUCCCUCUCUCUCUCUCUCUCUCUCUCUCUCUCUCUCUCUCUCUCUCUCUCUCUCUCUCUCUCUCUCUCUCUCGCUCUCUCUCUCUGUUAAGCUCAGUUGCUGCUACCCAGUGCUACAAAUCUUACCAGCAUGUUGAAGCUCUUACAUAUAAAGUCUUAAUAUAUUUAUUAGUGGUAUGCAAUUAUAUACCAUUAAUGUAACUAAUAACAAACAAUUGCUGCUUACAACAUAACGUGUUGUUUCUAGACUUCAGCCAGCAUAUGAGUAUUCUAGAAAGGCAACAUUCAACUAUAUUCUCCUUUCACAAAUGGCUCCUGUGUACAAAAAAGAAAGUAACAGAUUUACAGUGAUGUUCCUGCUUACAGUCUACGGCUAUAGGGUCAUACCACAAGCUAAAAUUGGCUUUGACUUAAGGGGCGACAUUUCGUAUUUUCAUCAACAGGGACACAUUUUGACCAAAGUUGCAUCAUAUUGUGGUCUUCAUUUAGCCUCUAUGGUGACUUCAUUACACAGUUGCCGUCAGUGUGAUUUUACUUUGAGAAGGAGCUCAGGUAUGACAGAAAUGCCACAUAGUGGUUGAGAAAUCUAGCAGUUAGAAUAUAUCAGUGUGUGUAUGAAGGCGGAGCUCAAUCCGAUUGUUGAGCUUAUUCCAUAUGGGAUGGGAAUAAUAUGGGAUUGUCAAGGUUUCAAUGAGAUGUGCCUCAAUAUGACUAUAUGGGUCUAUGCAAGUAGCAUGUUAAAAAGAAAGGUCUCUCUCAAAAUGGUGAUACAUAGCACAUUUCCAUGGGAACCCUUGUUUAGACUUGCGCUUCAGAUGUUUACUAAAAUACAGUGUUUCUGUCAAAUGUGUAUGCCAAUUUCGACGUCAACGCAUUAUAAAGACAGCACAAAGGAUUAAUGACAAUUUGAUUGCAGCAUUUACAGUGGUUCUUCAAGCAAGUCAAGCACUUUGUGUGUCAGAUGUAACUAUUUUUUAUUAUUUUGUACAUCAGUCCAAACUCAAGCCUUUCGAUUCAACUUUGAAAAUGGGUCUCCCUUUGUAUCCAUUGUGGUGAUUAGUGAUCUUAAGGAACCUACAGCAUCAAUAAGCUUCAAUGUAUUUUUACGAACGUUUUUGUCUAGAACAUACACUACCAUUGAUUGAUGAAAGGCGUGUGCUGUAAUACUGAGUAGAGAGUGUUUUGUAUGCGAUACAAUAUUAGAGUAAAUUAGGUAGAUAUAGGUAGAUGUAUACCAGGAGGACAUAUCAGUGAAUAAAACAGAUUACAUGAAGGAGGUAUUGUCCAUCUCCUUCAACUUCUUUUUCCCCAAUAUGUGAUUUAGUAUUUUAACCUUGUUUCUAUGGUGGUUUAAAAAGAUAACCUUCUGUGUUUGUGUCUCUGUAUACAGCCUGCAAGUAUUUCCUUAGUACCAGUAUCCAGAUAUAUUUAACUUGGAUCGCUAUCGAUUUUAUAUUCUUGUUUUUAUUAUAAAAUGUUGUUCUUGCCUAAAAUCCAACAGUAUAGAGCUUUGGCUUUUCAUACCAUAACUGUCUUCACCACCAUAUCUCUAGCAAUUGCCAUUACAGACACAAUUCCCCAAUGGCCCCAAUUUUCUGUUGUAUAUAUGAAUUUCCUAUUGUUUAUCAGUGGCUUUCCAUCAAAGUCGACGUGCAAACCACUGCCCUUGGCUGUUAUCUGCCAACAGACAAAAAAGGGAAUGUAUCAGAGCUUUACCUGAAGUAUACAGGGCUAGGAAUUCAGUUCCCUGCAUAUUCGAUAGUUGGUCUGUAUGUUAGACUUAUGUCAUUUAAGCUGCUGUUAUGUUGUUACUGUUCAUGUUGCUGUUGUUGUCGUUGUUGUUAUCAUCAAUAGUUUUUCAAGAAGCUCCACAAUAAAAUUGCCCAUCUUUGUCA